AAUACGGGCCAAAUUGGUCGGGCCCAAUGGUAGAAUCCAAUUGAAGAGGCGUGACGUGACUCGGGACCACACGUGUGUCUGAGAAGAAGAUCGAAAAGCAGACGGUGUCCCUAAUGGCAACGUCCUUCAGGUGGAUAUUACAACUACACAAGGAUGUUCCAAAAGCCGCACGCUUCUACUCCCAAGGCUUGGACUUCAGCAUCAAUGUCUGCAGCCUUCGUUGGGCCGAACUCCAAUCCGGUUCUCUCAAGCUUGCCCUCAUGCAUUCUCCCAAUGAGCAGCAAGCCACACAGAAAGGGUACUCAUCGCUUCUGUCAUUUACUGUGACUGAUAUGAACAGUACAUUAACUAAAUUAAUGGCGUUAGGAGCUGAACUAGAUGGACCCAUCAAAUAUGAGGUCCAUGGAAAGGUUGCAGCUAUGCGGUGUAUUGAUGGACAUGUCUUAGGCCUCUAUGAACCCGUGUAAAGAUACAUGACAUAGGAGAUUCAGUAUCAACAAAACCCUCUUUAGUCAUGGUGGAUUCCCUGCAAUAAUUGAUCAUGUUCUCGUCAAGACCUGAGAAUAAGGCAAAAUGAUUAGAAGAUUGAAAAAAGCUAUUCAAUUUCAGAUAUCUCCAAAUUAUCUGUCUUGUAGAUGGGGGUUUUUGGUGCCAUCCAUAUCUGCUAGAAGUGACAGGAAUUCACCUUUUGGUUUUAUUUUAUUUUUCUCUUUAAGGAUGACAGCUUCUCCUUCCUCCAUGUUGAUAUUUUUUUAUUGAAUUUUCGUCUCCCUGUUGAAACAUUGUAACUUGACGCUUUUAAUUGUAGACUUUGCCCAUGCAAUUACUCAACGAUUGAAAUAUUUAAGGAUUAAUGUAUUUCUCAUGUGCUAAUACU
This is a messenger RNA of Glycine soja, 877 nucleotides long. RefSeq lists its product as uncharacterized. Lineage: Eukaryota; Viridiplantae; Streptophyta; Magnoliopsida; Fabales; Fabaceae. The transcript has 3 exons. The coding region runs from base 114 to 467 and encodes 117 amino acids. The record is from RefSeq and is a predicted model, not a curated record.